Xenia sp. Carnegie-2017 is the source of this 1803-nucleotide messenger RNA. Its product is annotated as beta-arrestin-1-like. Gene Ontology annotation, molecular function: G protein-coupled receptor binding. Gene Ontology annotation, cellular component: cytoplasm. The transcript is spliced from 18 exons. Gene Ontology annotation, biological process: signal transduction; G protein-coupled receptor internalization. The record is from RefSeq and is a predicted model, not a curated record. Lineage: Eukaryota; Metazoa; Cnidaria; Anthozoa; Malacalcyonacea; Xeniidae. The coding region runs from base 301 to 1617 and encodes 438 amino acids.
UAGACUAAAAACAGAAGUAAUGUAAGGCUGGCUUCUGAAACAACCGUUUCACAUAAUAUUCAUUCUUGUCAGCUUGCAUAUGUGCUAACUGUUAACUCCCUCAUGCGUGUCAAUUGUGAUUCAAAAAUACGUCAUUUUAAAAUAAGAGAGACCAUGGAUUUAUCUUCAAUGCGGUAGAAAACUGCUCGCAAAUUUAUGCUACCGCUACUGUUUCUAUAAUCUUGUGGACUGCAAUAUAUUAUAUUUUGGUAUUAUUUUGCUCAGUUGUUUCAAAUUUUUGUUGGCAUUAUAUAACUAUUCAUGGCGACAGUAAGUGCAGAAGAAAACAACCAGAACUCAAACGAACCGUCAAAUAAAGUUAAAGGUAGUGGGACAAGGGUAUUCAAGAAGGCAUCGCCAAAUAGUAAGGUUACAUGUUAUAUUGGAAAAAGAGACUUUGUUGAUCACGUGAAUCAUAUAGAUCCUGUAGAUGGUGUAGUUCUUGUUGACCCUGAAUAUGUUGGACCAAAUAACAAAGUGUUCGUCCACAUUUUGGCUGCGUUUAGAUAUGGAAGAGAGGAUCUUGAUGUUUUAGGCCUGACAUUUCGUAAAGACUUGUUUCUGGCCAGUGAACAAGUGUAUCCACCUCCUGAUAAAGAACAAGUUCCACUAACACGUUUGCAGGAAAGGUUGUUGAAAAAACUUGGGAAGGAUGCAUAUCCUUUUAUAUUUGAGCUACCUCCCGGCUCGCCCUCAUCAGUAACACUCCAACCAGCUCCUGGUGACACAGGAAAGCCAUGUGGAGUUGACUAUGAACUUAAGACUUUUGUUGCACCAUCGUUGGAAGAGAAACCGCACAAGAGAGACUGCGUUCGUCUUGCAAUCAGAAAAAUUACGUAUGCACCAGAACAACCUCAGCCACAGCCAUUUGUUGAAGCGGAGAAAGUUUUUAUGAUGAGUCAACAUCCUCUUCAUAUUGAAGCGAGUCUAGAUAAAGGGCUUUACUAUCACGGAGAAUCUAUUGCAGUCAAUAUUCAUAUUACGAAUCGAUCAUCGCGUUCUGUGAAAAAGAUUCGCAUUACUGUUCGGCAACAUGCAGACAUAUGUCUUUUCUCUACUGCUCAAUAUAAAUGUCCAGUUGCCACAUUGGACAGCGAAGAAGGAUUUCCAAUCGGGCCAAGUUGUAAUUUGUCAAAAGUUUAUUCUUUGACACCUUUGCUUUCCAAUAACAAGGAUAAACGUGGUCUUGCAUUGGAUGGGAAGCUUAAACAUGAAGAUACAAAUCUGGCAUCUUCAACCAUUUUGGAAUCCGAUGUUUCGAAAGAAAAUCUUGGAAUCAUAGUUCAGUACAAAGUCAAAAUUCGACUUAUUGUUGCCUAUGGAGGAGAUCUUGCUGUGGAACUUCCCUUUAUGUUAACACAUCCCAAACCAGAAGAACCGGAAUCCGCACCCAGUCAACCUCCUCGUGAUAAAGCCAAAGAAAGAGAAGAAAACAAUUCCGACCAAGCGGUUGAUCAUAAUCUCAUUGAUUUUGAUACAAAUGGGGUAGAAAAGCAAGACGAUGACGAUGAUUUAAUCUUUGAAGAUUUUGCACGAAUGAGAUUGAAGGGUGAGCAUGGAGACACAACUGAAGCUUGAUAUGUGUCAAAAAAUAUAGGAUAUUCAAGAUGAAAUUAUACAUUAGUAUUUAGUCGCCCAAGGACAGACCGGAUCUUGCACAUAUCUAAUGCACCAGACAUAAGAUUCAAGAUGUCUUAUAGAGUUAUAACAAUUGUGAUUGAUAGAUAUUCGGAUAAUUGUAAUUACAAGCAUCUACAAAAUUUA